Messenger RNA from Lycium barbarum (goji berry), 2506 nucleotides. RefSeq names its product F-box/FBD/LRR-repeat protein At1g13570-like. Lineage: Eukaryota; Viridiplantae; Streptophyta; Magnoliopsida; Solanales; Solanaceae. Bases 1054 to 2340 code for a protein of 428 amino acids. The transcript has 4 exons. Gene Ontology annotation, molecular function: protein binding. The record is from RefSeq and is a predicted model, not a curated record.
ACAAAAAGAGAUGAGAGGUUCAAGAGAAAUUGCAAAAUACACCAGGAUGCAUCUUCAUAAAACAAUAUGCAAAAGAAGAAUAAAUUUAUUACCCCAAAUAAUGCCAACGAGAAUCUAUAAAACUAUUGUUAACGUUUAAGGUUUCGAGAAUAAUUUUUGUUUGGAGAAUUUGCAAAACUAAUGCUAACGGGUUAGGGGUUUUGAUUUAAGAAAACAUAUUUAAGGGAUUACAUGAGAAUAUUAGGGAUAAAAUUGUAAAAGGAUCGGUCAAACCAAAAGUGCUUAUAAGCUAUAAAAUAAUAAGUUAGGAAUGACCAACUUAUGACUUAUAACUUUAUGUAACUUAUAAGCACUUUUCAUGUUUACCAAAUAUGCAGAUAAGUAAAAAAGUGAGUAUAAGCAGGUUUGACCAGCUUAUAAGCGUAGCCAAAUGCCCUCUUAAAAACCAUCUCAUUUGAAAGGAAAUUCGUACAAUUUCUUCAUUUUAUUUUUUGUGCGAAUUGCCCUUUAAAUGCACUGGUAUUUAAUUUCCCCCCUAAAAUUGCUGGUCUUUAAUUUUUACCAUUUGCUUAAAAAAAUAGCCAAAAAUAUUCCGAGGUUCAGGUUCGAAUUCCUGCUAAAUAAAAAAAAGAAUGAAUGUCGCUAGAUAAGACUUUUCGAAGAAACUUUGCCUUAAGGCCUAACUUUUGCCUGAAUAGGCCCAAUUUUGGACAAAAGUUAGGCUUUAAGGCCAAUUUUUGGCUAAAAGUUUUGCUCGAAUAGACCUGAUUUUGCUACGAAACUCUAUUUUUUUUUAUUAUAUUGGAAUUCGAACCCAGAAACUCGAGAUAUUAGGCGAAAGAUAUUAGGCGGAGCGCAAAACUUUGACCACCCGAGGAAGGACAAUCGUGCAAAUUAACCUUUAUUUGCCGGAUGGAAGAAACAUGGGAUCUGUGCUGAGGCCCAAAAACAUUACUACUACACUGUAACGCCUCAUUUCUCCAUUGUUGAGGGUUGAAGCUGCAACACACGCAGAGUACUUCAUUCUCAGAUUCUUGUUGGCAAUCAUUUAAUAUGAUACCUUCUAAUGGCCAAAAACAAGGCUUACCUUCCCCUCAUGUACUUAGCAACCUUCCUGAGAGUGUAAUCGAUGAAAUUUUAAUGAGGUUGCCUUUACGAGAUGCUGUGAGGACAAGCAUCUUAUCAAAGAAAUGGAGAUAUAACUGGUGUAGACUUCCACAAUUGAAACUUGAUCAAACACUUUGGAAAACAGUAGAGGACUUAAUUUCCCCUACAAUUGGAUUUACUAACGUUCUUUGUCACCUCUUGACCCUUCAUACUGGACCAAUUACCAAGUUUACCCUUGACAUUCCUGAUCUUAAAUCAUGUCCUAAUAUUCACCACUUGAUAUAUUUCCUCUCUAGGUAUGACAUUCAACAUUUUGUUCUUAAACCUCCGUUAGGUGACCAAUACAAACUACCUUCGUCAUUUUUCACAUGUCUGCAACUGAGGCAUUUGACUCUCCAUAGGUGUCUCAUACGUUCUCCACCACUCUUUAAGGGAUUUGAUAGGUUAAUUGGCCUAGAACUAAUUGAAGUCAGAAUUUCUUCAAAAUUGGUUGGAAGUUUAAUCUCCCAUUGCCCGUUGCUUGAGCAUUUGGUGCUGGAAAAUGACAAAUUUUCGGACCUCAUUGAAUUUAGUGCUCCCAAGCUGAGGUCAUUUUUCUUCAUAGGCAAUAUAAAUUUUUUACAUCUAAAAAAUGUCCCUCUUCUUUCCAAAGUUUCAUAUAAGCCUACAUCAUUCUUUUUGGAGGCAGAACGUGAUCUUGCCGAGAUUUUUGAGUCUAUUCCUGCUCUCGAGAAUCUCUGCUGGAAUCAGGACUAUGUCGAGGCCGAUUAUGUUGGACAAGCUGAAGUUAUACCAACAAGGCUUCCCUCUUCUCUUAACUGUCUUAAACGCCUUUGCCUAUCUUGGGUUAUUCUGGGAGAAUUCGUUGUGCUUUCAUUUGCUCUUUGCUUGAUAAGAAGCUCCCCAAAUUUAGAAGAAAUUGAAAUUGAGGUGUGUGUUCUUAGAGAUGAGAUCUAUUAUGAACCCGUGCCCCGGGAUGCUGUUGAUGAGAUUCCUGCAAGCUUCUCAAAUAUGACAUUUAAUCACCUCAGGACAGUUAAGAUUUACAAUGUAGCAGGAACCGAGGCUGAAAUGCAACUUAUCAAGGUUUUGUUGGCCAAGUCCCCAGCACUGGUCAGAAUGUUAAUCAAGCCCCGUAGAAUGAAAGAUAAAAAAUCUCUCAAAGUACUCGCGGAGAUAACAAAUUUUCCUCGGGCAUCAUCUAAAGCCCACGUUGUGUAUAAUGUAGAUUAGUAUCCAUAUCAUAAUCCUGCUUAACCUUCACAAGUCUUCAAUCGGAUCAUGAUUUUUGGCUAAAAUGUCUUGGAAGUUGAAAAUGUAAAUAGAAAUGAAUGUUGAUACAGUCUAAGGCUGUGUUUUGCCUUUCCCAUAAGUGAAUCUGGUCGAACGUUUUGACUAA